AUGUCAUCUUACCCAGUUCAACUGCAGCUCUCCCAACCCUCUCUUGUCAGUCUCUACAGCUGCCCAUAAACAUCAAACAGGUUUAGGAAAUUCUACAAACAAGAAUCAUGGUUCAUAAUAAGCGGCUGGUGACGAAGCUCUGAGCUCAUUCUCCCCAGAAUUAGAAACUGAGCAGCAGCAAUAAAACGCGGAGCCAAACGGUGCGGCCGCUCGGAUUCCAAGCGAGAGACUGCCGCCCUGGGUCACUUCGCAGCCCCCAGACCAUGUCGCAGGAAGCGCAUGUUGUUAAGAAGAAACGGCCACCGAUGAAGGAGGAAGAUAUCAAAGGAGCUCGAAAUAAACUGGGGAAAGAACAGAAAGUCCAGUCGAAAACAUAUCGGGUCUUGCAACAAUGCGAACAGGAAGGUGGAGCUGCUCCUUCUGUCUUCAGCACCAUGAGAACAGGACAAGAGACAGUUUUUGCAAAGGGAGCCGCUGAACAGCCGAAGAGCGUCUUCAGUAAAUGAGAAAAGUUCUGCAUAGUCACAUCUGAUUCGAAAGUGACAAUAGCUAUAAGCUAAUUUCAUAAAGCCUUAAUAUUCCUGUCUGAAGUGAAAAAAACUGCUCAUUUUAUAUAAAUAAAACAAAAAAGAAAUUGCUUCCUGA
This is a messenger RNA of Stegostoma tigrinum, 645 nucleotides long. Its product is annotated as musculoskeletal embryonic nuclear protein 1-like. Gene Ontology annotation, cellular component: nucleus. The coding region runs from base 264 to 506 and encodes 80 amino acids. The record is from RefSeq and is a predicted model, not a curated record. The transcript is spliced from 3 exons. Gene Ontology annotation, biological process: tissue regeneration; chondrocyte proliferation; chondrocyte differentiation. Lineage: Eukaryota; Metazoa; Chordata; Chondrichthyes; Orectolobiformes; Stegostomatidae.